AUUAGAACACAGAGUUAAUUUGAGCGGAUAUACUGAAAGCAAUUUCGAAAUUGUGGAUACCAAUGUAACUGGAAUUGCAAUCAACAUUUUGGGACAUCUUACACGUGUAGUUUUGAUAAUACCUAGUAAUAACAAAACGAUAGAGAGACCAUCAGAAAUAGUGAUAUCUUCGGCAAGUAUAUACAACACAAAAGGGGUGGCUAUCGGCGCGCGCAACUUUCCGGAUAGAUUGAGCGUGAAGCUAACGGGGAUGGAAAAUUUAAAAUACAACAUGGACGUAAUUGCUUAUUAUGGAGUAAAUCACGAAAAUAACACGAGAGAAAUUAACAGAAAAAAAGAUAUUUUUAACGAGAUAUUAGGUGAAAAACAUAUCACACGAGCCAAAACAUCAACUAUAAUUGAAAGAGAGGAAACUCACGAGAACGCUGCCAAUAUAUAUACAUAUAAAGAUGCCAAUUUACUAAAUUCAAUAAUAAAUAGGAAACGAAGAUUUGAAAGAUCAGCAGAAAUUAUGGAUCAAAAAAAAAAUAACGAUGAAAUAACAGAUUUUUCUGAUAUGUCAUUCUCCAAGCGUGAAUCUACUGCAGUAAUUGACAAAAAUAAUAUUAAUUCUUCCAUCUUACAUAACAAUUCUUUGAUAAGUUAUGGCGAAUUUAAGAUUUUUAAACAAAAUUUUUCAAAUAUCAAGGAGCAACAGCAAAAAAUUCAAGCGCGAUCGUCGGAAGUUACGUCAUUAAAUGAAGACGUUGAUGUAAAGAUGAAAUCAUCCGCUGAGAGCGUAUCGAUGCAAAUUGAAAGAGACAACGAUCAAAAUCAAAAACUUUCAACACAAAUUAACGAGGAUCCUUUCGAAAGAAAAAAGCUGCUGUUAGAUGUGAAUGCAAACAGCAAAUUGAUCGCUACACCAGGAACACUACAUAAAGUGAUUUUUGAUGCAACAAAUAAUUGUGUCCUUCCAGUUAGAUAUGCAAUUCAAGCAAGAAGCUCUCCCCUUAGAAUUUCAAACAUCCAACCGACAUACAUGUGGCUGUAUCCGGGACAGACAGAUCAGGUAGUUGUAUACAUUUUUGUACCAGCAGGAACGCAAGAAACUGUCAAUACGCUUACACUGUCUAUCGCUGGUACAGAAAUAUUGGAGAAAACAGUACAGGUUUUCGUUCAAAAUGAGUUUUCGAGGAACAAUGAUAAUGUAAAACCAACAAUUGAAUACUGGUUCAAUAGCAAUUGUGCCGGUAAACUGGACAAAGAUCGGUGCGAAAAAACAUUUUGGAGUGCUGAUAUUACUGUCCAAGAUUAUGAUUCAGGUUUAAAACGCGUGAUAGCAAUACCAAAUGGGUUAUAUCCACGCACUAAAUACAUAAGUGGCACAAAAGAUCGAGUCACAUUCUAUUAUUCAUCAACUUGUUGCACACCAACAGCUACAAUUACAGCGAUAGACAUAUCGGAAAAUCAGUACACUCGUAGUAUUGAUGUAACAGCAUGGGACAAUCUGUCACAAGGAGAAAUAGCAGCUGUCGUACUCGGUGCAUUACUACUUCUGUUACUUUUAGUAUUUAUCAUUAUUGCAAUAGUAUAUUGUGUUCGUAAAAGGAGUAGUCAUGAUCUACCCUACACACAAAGAUAUGGCUCUAGAUCACAGCCUGCUCAAGCAGAAAGAACAAGUUUCUAACAAUACUUAUAAGAAUCAACUGUAAUAUGACUGUCAUGAUCAAUUAUAUCUUGAAAACUG
Cyphomyrmex costatus is the source of this 1729-nucleotide messenger RNA. RefSeq lists its product as uncharacterized. Lineage: Eukaryota; Metazoa; Arthropoda; Insecta; Hymenoptera; Formicidae. The record is from RefSeq and is a predicted model, not a curated record. Bases 251 to 1669 code for a protein of 472 amino acids. The transcript is spliced from 7 exons.